AUGGACUUCAUAGAUGGUUUGCCUAAGUCCGCUGGUUUUGAAGCUAUAUUUGUAGUGGUAAAUAGAAUGAGUAAAUAUGCAUACUUCAAGGCACUCAAACACCCCUAUACGGCUAAAUCUGUGGCAGAGCUCUUUGUGAAGGAAGUUGUUAGGUUACAUGGUUACCCAAGAUCCAUUGUUUUUGAUCGGGACAGAGAGCUUCUACCUCCUUUGCUUUAUUAUGGAGAUGUGGCAACCCCCAACUCUACUCUUGAUCAGCAGCUCAAAGAUAGGGACAUUGCCUUGGGAACUUUAAAGGAACACUUACGCAUAGCUCAAGAAAAAAUGAAAAAACAUGCGGAUUUGAGGAGAAGAACUGUGGAAUUCCAAAUUGAUGAUAUGAUUUUCCUAAAACUCAGACCAUAUAGACAGCUAUCACUGCGAAGGAAGCACAACGAAAAAUUGUCUCCAAAAUACUUUGGUCCAUACAGAGUGUUAGAAAAGAUAGGUCCAGUAGCUUAUAAGCUGGAUUUGCCUAGUAUAGCAGCUAUUCAUCCGGUUUUCCACGUAUUUCAGCUGAAGAGAGUGCUAGGGGAUCAUACUCAAGUACAACAGCUUGAUUCUUACCUAACAGAAAACCAUGAAUGGAUGACACAACCAGAUGAAGUAUACGGGUACAGAAAGAAUCCUAACACAAACGACUGGGAGGUGCUGAUAAGUUGGAAAGGGUUACCACCUCAUGAGGCCACAUGGGAAGACUGUAAUGACUUCAAACAUCAGUUUCCUGACUUCCACCUUGAGGAGAAGGUGGAUUUGGAGGAGGAGAGUAGUGUUAAACCACCAAUAUUAUUCACAUAUAAUAGGAGAAAUAAUAGGAGAAAUAAGGGGAAGUGGGCACAGGAUAUGUUAGUUAGAGAGGUGAAGGAGAAUUUGGAGGGAGGAAACUGUAGUGGUGGGCCCAACAGUUAG
Messenger RNA from Cucumis melo (muskmelon), 948 nucleotides. RefSeq lists its product as uncharacterized. The transcript is spliced from 2 exons. Lineage: Eukaryota; Viridiplantae; Streptophyta; Magnoliopsida; Cucurbitales; Cucurbitaceae. The coding region runs from base 1 to 948 and encodes 315 amino acids. Gene Ontology annotation, molecular function: nucleic acid binding. The record is from RefSeq and is a predicted model, not a curated record.